GCGCAUUCCAAUAUCCAUUGCAACUCACAAGCACUCUCCUUCGAAGCAAUCAUGGUUCAAAGUAUGCCAACUCAGUCUGAUAAGGGUACAUCCCCUGAUACGACUGGCUUCUUAACCACCCUGAGGAAGAAGAAUGGCAACGAUCCAAACAUCACCAUUCUCCAUCUUCUCGUUGGAUGGCGGGAAUUGCACAGUCUCGCAUCCAGAGCUGAUGAGAUUCGAUCAGAGAUCAAGGCGAAGCAGAAUACCAACAAGUCUAUUGCUGAUCCAAUCAUCGCUGGAUUCGGCAUCCAGGAUCAUGAUCAAAUCAUGCAAAAUGAGAUUAUUCGGGACGUCUACGACACUCUCUCGGCCCAUCCGCGGCGCAAGACCCGGAUACGGGACGGCUUCUCCUGGACUUUGAUGCCCCUCACGCUCCGACUGAGGGACUCGUCGGCGACGUCCAUCUUCGAGCAUGUGUACCACACGAAGCUCGGGCUGGAGACCAGGGAGACAAGGAUGCUCCAUGUACCCCACAAGCCCAGCGAACGCCAUCCGGAUUUCUGGCUACAGAACCACAUCCUCGACAUAAUCUAUCGAGCGGCAGCGCGCGCGUGGGGGGACGAACUACUGAAGUGUUUGUUCACGCAUACUUUGGAACUCGUGAAGCGCUCCGGUGCAGAAUCCUUUGGGGAUUUCGAAAAGGAAGUGGAAGCGAGAGUCAGAAUGCAUCUAAAUCAAGGAUGGAUAUGAGCUAUUGGACAUGCUACACGCCGAAAAUGACACGAUCUCUCUGUGUAAUGCCAUAUCUGUACAGUGU
Dissoconium aciculare CBS 342.82 is the source of this 799-nucleotide messenger RNA. RefSeq lists its product as uncharacterized. The record is from RefSeq and is a predicted model, not a curated record. NCBI's taxonomy places the organism in Eukaryota, Fungi, Ascomycota, Dothideomycetes, Mycosphaerellales, Dissoconiaceae. The transcript has a single exon. Bases 52 to 732 code for a protein of 226 amino acids.